Molecule: messenger RNA, 717 nt
Organism: Gracilinanus agilis (Agile Gracile Mouse Opossum)
Lineage: Eukaryota; Metazoa; Chordata; Mammalia; Didelphimorphia; Didelphidae
Gene: PFDN4
Product: prefoldin subunit 4
Exons: 4
Coding region: 1-441 (146 amino acids)
Biological process (GO): protein folding
Cellular component (GO): cytoplasm; prefoldin complex
Source: RefSeq, a predicted model, not a curated record
AUGGUCCAAUCCCAAUAUGGCCGCCACCAUGAAGAAGGCGGUGAGUGGGGCUCUUCAGGGGCUGCAGAAGAUGUCAACGUCACUUUUGAGGACCAACAAAAGAUUAACAAAUUUGCACGGAAUACUAGUAGAAUCACAGAACUGAAGGAAGAAAUAGAAGUUAAAAAGAAACAGCUUCAAAAUUUAGAGGAUGCAUGUGAUGAUAUAUUGAUGAUGGAUGAAGAUUCGUUAAUGAUUCCCUAUCAAAUUGGUGAUGUUUUUAUUAGCCACUCUCAAGAUGAAACCCAAGAAAUGCUGGAAGAAGCUAAGAAAAAUUUGCAAGAUGAAAUUGAAGCAUUAGAAUCCAGAGUUGAAUCGAUCCAACGAGUGCUAGCUGAUUUGAAAGUUCAGUUAUAUGCAAAAUUUGGGAGCAACAUAAACCUUGAAGCGGAUGACAGUUAAAAGUUUCUAAAUAUAAAUUUUUUAUUUGUUUAAUAAACUUGAAUAUUGGUAACAAUGAUUUCCAUUCUUCAUAUGAUGUUGAAAUCAAAUCAACAUUUUUUUCUUUAAAAAAAAUUCCAGUCCUUUAUUUAAUGAAAACCUGCCUAUUUUCAUGUCUUGCUUAUUUAUUUUAUAUUUUUUAAAGAAAAAGCAGCCUACAUCUGUGUAUUUUGCAUAAUAAUAAUUUCAAGGUAAGGGUCUUUGUGUCCUGUUUAUUAAAGCCAGUUAAGCAAUCUU